This is a messenger RNA of Dendroctonus ponderosae (mountain pine beetle), 6239 nucleotides long. Its product is annotated as leucine-rich repeat-containing protein 24. The record is from RefSeq and is a predicted model, not a curated record. The transcript has a single exon. NCBI's taxonomy places the organism in Eukaryota, Metazoa, Arthropoda, Insecta, Coleoptera, Curculionidae. Gene Ontology annotation, molecular function: protein binding. The coding region runs from base 340 to 2082 and encodes 580 amino acids.
GAGGUGAGAAGCAGCAGGUUCUUGCUGCAUAGGGUUGGGCGGCGCAUCCCCCAUCGGCGACGCCGACGCAACAAAUAACGGCGCCUCCGUCCCAUAAAGCUGCGGACGAAAAUCAUAGUGCGGCGUACCGAGGUCUGGAUGGUUACGGCGUUUGUGCACGUUUUUCCGGGAAAAGUACGCGUUUCGCUAGUUGGGACAGUGAAAUUUUCGCGUGUUUGAGAGCCUAACAAUGCGCUAAUGGACAGUGUGAAGAUGCUGCUGGCAAGGCGGAAUUUGUAUCGGGCGGAGACAGUGUGGCGAUUAAAACGGGACUCUUUGGAUCCAAUAUGAAUUCAGGAAAUGGCUAUCGCUCUUGUGUUAGUGCUGACGUUAGCGUUGGCUGUUGCUGAUCCAGACUGGAGUGACUGUCGCUCCCCCUGCCACUGCAAGUGGAUUUCCGGCAAAAGAACCGCGUUUUGCAAGAAACAAGGCCUAACAGCAGUUCCGGGCUAUCUGGACGAGGGCAUCCAGGUGCUGGACCUGUCCAAUAAUUCGCUGCACGCCCUGCCUAAAGCAGUGUUCCAGGCCGUGGGCCUGAUCAACCUCCAGCGGAUCUACUUGAUGCACAAUGAGAUCGAUGAAGUGCAUCCGGACGCUUUCAAGGACCUCAUCAUCCUGGUGGAGAUUGACUUGUCCCGCAACAACAUUCGGAUGCUACACCCUGAGACGUUCUACGGCAACGAGCGGCUAAGAUGGCUCUAUUUAACCGGCAAUCCGUUGCGACAGUUGAAUGGCGCUCAAUUCCCGAUUUUGCCGCAUUUGAGGAAUCUGGACCUGGAAAGCUGCCAGCUGGAAUUUAUUCAUAGAGAUGCAUUUGUGCAUCUCACCGCUCUGGAAACCCUCAACUUGAAGAGCAAUUUAUUGCGGAACUUGUCCGAUGCCACCUUCAUGAGUUUUGCGCAUCUAAAAACCCUGCUGCUCGAAGGUAACCCGUGGAGGUGCGACUGCGAGCUGCGCGGCUUCCGCAAUUGGUUCCUCUCGAGCAAACUGUACUCUGUGUCGCUGCUUUGCUACCAGCCGAAAGUUCUGGCUGACCAACACUGGGAGGAUGUGGACUCUUCGGAGUUUGCCUGCGUUCCGCAGGUUUUCGCGUUUCCGCAACGACAAGUGCAGGCGGAAGCCGGAGGCAAUGUGAGCUUGGGGUGCCACGUGCUGGGCGAUCCAGAGCCGAAAGUUUCCUGGCUGUUCGAGGGCUACCCAAUCAACCACAGCUGGCUCAUUAUUGAGGCUGAGGAAGGCUUGCUGGAAAAGUGGGUAAACAUUACGGUUCUCAAUGUCAGUGAGGUGGAUGUCGGCAUCUACACUUGUGUGGCCAAGAACUUCCUGGACUCGGCGGAAGUGAACGUGAGUUUAGUGCUGCCGGAAGUUGUAACGGCCACCACUCUCAGCAAGACGGAUUCUGCGCUUGUCUGGUGGGGACUGGUGGUGAUCGGCAUCGUCCUAUCACUGUCCACUGUGAUAACUGUGUCAGCCGUGUGCUGUGCUCGGCAGAGGAACAUGCGCAACAUGCCAGCCAGUGUGAGUUUCACCGACCAGGAGAAGAAGUUGCUGGAUGUAAGUAUUGCAACCACCACCGAUAGAGGGACUGGUAGUUCGGAGGCCAUCGGCCAGGAAAUGGACGCAAUGGACCCUCCAGUGCAUAUCACGAUCGAGCGCGAACCCCUCCCGGUAGUCGUGUUCCCUCCUCCUCCAGAAUUCUCCACCAGCUCCCUGCCAGCGGGCGCCUACGGCAACAUUUUCAUUUCGGUGUCGGUGAGUCGCGAUCCCAACAUGGUGGACAUCUCCAGGUGUCCGGAUCUGCUGGAUCUGCCCCAUCGGCCCAAGCCGAUCUAUCAUGGCAUGGCGACGCUUCCCAGGCGUCCAGCGCCCAUUCCACACUACGACAACAUGGGUCCAAGAGUCACAGCUGGUGGGAGUUCGACGUUGUCGUUGCCCGAUGAAACUGCAGCUGCUGCAGCUGCAGCUGGUCCAACCCUGGUAGAGCUCCAACUUCCCAAGUCUCCCCUUUGCGUCCCCAUAGCCCAGGAAUUUGUCUCUCUCUAACCUUUUGAUAUGGUUAAUCUUCAAUUAGUGCCUUUGCUCACAUCAAUAUUUUAGUUUUCUAAAAAUAGGUGUAUGAUGUUUUCGUGUCUUUGGUUGCUUUGGUGCCUGAUGUGGCCGCCCGGAUUUGUCAAGGUUUUUCACUCUUUUCCACUUUCUUCUGCAAGUCGACGCUCAGUCGGUUUUAUCAAAGAAAACGUCGCUCCUCUUACCACAGCUGAGUCUGGAGGCGUCAGCGCACAGGGUGGCCCAAUAUUUUACACCAAAAUGAUCUUAUCAGACGGUUUAGCUCAAAGUCGGUUAAUUAGGAGCCAAUGAAUGUGGGAUGACAAUAAUUUAAAAUAGUUGUCUGAAGUUCAUAAAAGGGGAAACCUCAAAACCACCCAUCUGGGAUUUUUGGUUGUUUGGUUGUUGACUGACUACAGAUUUUCAAGCCGAUUUUUCCAAAAUUGUCAAAAAUUCGCAAACAUUCAUAGAGCCCAAUUUGUUCUAUUUUACGGUGUUAAAUUCAAGGCUUUCGCUAAUUCAGAUGUUGAGGAAUUAUUGACUGAAAUCACGCCUGCAGCAAUUUCUGCAAUAGACAAGAAUUGUUGAAGAGAAAAAUGAUCACAGUUUCACCAAUAAAGGACAACUUUUCACAGAAAUAUAAAUUUACGUUCUCUAUCUAAAGAUAGUAACACCAGAUUUCUCAGAUGUUUGGUUGUUGUAUAGUUAAUUAUUAAAACCAAGUCUGCUAAUCAAAAGUAGUAGUUUUCAAGGCGAUAUUUAAAAAAUCGCCAAAAUAUGGAAUUUAAAUGAGAAUCACGACAUUCAUAGAGCGCACUAUGUUCUAUAUUGAGGUACUAAAAUCAAUUCUUUACAAAAAUUCAAAUGCUGAAGAAUUAAUGAUUGAAGUCAAGUUUGCAGAAUUUCUUUAGCAGACAAAAGUGAAAUUCUUCACAGAAAUAGCUAUUUUUGUGCUCUAUCCAACGACAUUAAAUCCAACCUUCUGAGGUAAUUGGUUGUAUGCUAAUUAAUUAAUAAAGUAAGGUGGGGGUAUGGGAUUUAAAUGAAAAUCACGGCAUUCGUAGAGCGCACUUUGUCCUGUUUUGUGGUAAUAAAAUCAACUCUAUUCAAAAUUCAGGUGCUGAGGAAUUAAUUAUUGACGUCAAGUCUGCAUAAUUUUCUGUAGUGGACGAACGUGUCAUCAGAAAAAUUAUAGAAAAUUUUUGAAAAAUUUAUGAAUUCAGCGACAAACUUGAACCUUUUUGGCGGAAUCAAGAUUCUUCUGCGCAUUCCAAUGACAUCAAAAUCAAUCUUCUCAUAUAUUUGGUGGUUGGCUAAUUAAUUAUUAAAACAAAGCCUGCAAAAUGAGCUGAUGCACACAAACAACAGGUUUUCAAGUCGUUUUUUUUUAAAUUGUCAAAAAUUCGCGAAAGGAAGUCCUAAAACUUAUUUGAAAAUAGUGAAAUUUGUUGUUUAACGACAACUUUUACAAAAUAAAAUUAUAAUCGAAUUUCGAAACUUCAAUCUAAGUUUCGAUUUCAAAUGAUUGUCAUCCGAUAUUUACUGGCGUUGGGUUUAAUUCGUCGCCUGAUUUUCUAGUUUUAGCACUGGUUUUCUCGUGUAAUAUUGUUCAAAAGUUCUGUUGUUUUUUCUUAUUCUUUUAUCCACAUUUUAAUUGUUGCAUUUUAUCCCAUUGAAAUAAUGAUUGUAAAAAAGUACGCUUUUUACCAACUCAAAUGAUCCUAAAUCUUCAUUAAUUAUUAAGAAUUGUUCUUAAUAAUUAAUGAAGAUUCUUUUAGAAACUUGUUAAAACAAGUCUAACAAACUCAAGCUUGAAUAAGCAAAAGUUUCUUUAGUUUCUCUUCGGUUUUUAACUUUCUCAUUCUUCAAUUUGUUAUUUUUACAAAUAGAAAUCAUCUCUCUUUUUUGUCAGUGUUUCUAAACCUUCUAUUUUUGUUUGCAAUAUCAAUUUCAUUAAUUUUUGGACUUAUAGUGUCUUGUUCCUGUUGCUGCUUAAUGAGCACUGGAUAUUUGCGGUUCAUAGUUACAUAGUACAUUGUUAGUAUAAAUUAAUCAGUUUUUCGAUCAAUUAUUUUUUCAGAUUUUUUGCGAAAACGUGGGAAUUAUUCUGAUCAAAAAUUGCAAAACUGUAAUUGUAACUAACUUCUAAAUUUGAAAAAUAUGAUUAAAAAUAUGAAUUUCAGACGAAACAAACCCUCUCUUCAGUGUUUUCACUGUUUUAAAGAAUCAAUACAGGUAACAAUAUGGAUUUUCACAAAGAAAAAUUUGAAGGAAGGGACAGGAAUAAUAAUUUUUAUACAAAUAAUUCAAUUUUGUCAAUUCCACAAAAAAACAGUUAGUUAUAUUCUGUUGUAUAGAAAUUAGAUUUUUACUGAGAUACUUUCGCAAUCCUAAUCUUCGCGUAUUCUUCAUUUCACUAAAGUUUUUUAGGGUUUUAAUAAAUAAACAACUCAGAAAAGAAUCGACAAUGUUCUCGCCAAUCUCUUGUAUUAAGAUCCUGCUUUCACUUACAUAUUUAGCGCUUAACAUAAUAUUUUUGUCUAAAUCAUUUCGCAAACAUAAUUUGUUUUUGGGCCACCCUGUUUAAACACAUGAAAUUGAUGUAAAGAAGCCAAUCCCGUCUAUGGAAGCUCAUAGUGAAACGAGUGGAAAUGCUUGACAAUCUCACCACAUUUAACACUAAAUGGCCAAUAUUUUCCAAUGUCAUUUUUCAACUCAAAUUAUAAAAACCUUUAAAAUGCAAUUUUCAAUGUUGGAAAGUAAUUUUGCAUCAUUAACAUGCUCUGCUUGACCUGUUUUCUAGUAAAAUUAUUAAAUUAUUAGAACAACGAGUCCUAAAGAAAUUAUGGCCUUUUGGGACAAACAUUUAGGAAAUUAAAUAAUUAAAAAACCCCGAUAAACAGGUCGAAUUAAAGUAAAUAAAAAAAAAUUACGGGCAAAUUUGGUUCCAAAUCUUAACUCUACUAACUAACUAAAACUACUAAAAUGAAACCUUCCAGUGAACGAAAGGCAAAUUCAUAAAUAAUUGAUGAGCAAAUAACAAGAAAUAUUUAUACAAUCUGAAGCCAAACUUUAGGAAGUGAUUCUAAGAAGGAAGUUUUAUAUAAGUUCAUGCCUCCUUUUUGAUAUACCGCAAUGGGUUUUUCUCGCAAUUGUUGAAGUUUAGUAGCAUGCAUUUACAGGAAGAUUUUGCCCUAAAUAAUCGGCGCUAUUGGAUUAUGCUCAAUUUCUCUGUUUUCUCGGAUUAAGCAAAUUUUAAUUCAACUUUCUUGUUUCUCGAAGUUCUCAAAAUACAUUAAAUAAAAAUUGAAAUAAAAUUACAGCUUUAUUAUGUAACACCCUGUAAAUUGAAAUAUAACCGUUUUAGAAUCUACACUCAUGUACAAAUUCCAUCAUAAAAUCACCCAGAGAAUCUAAACCGCCUACAGUUGUGCUUGGUAUUCAAAUAACACCCUGUAUAUGUAUGUAUUCGUUAUACUAAUUUUUUAUUAAUUUGCACGUCACUCUUUGCAAACAUCACAAAAAGGACGAAAUUAUUAAUUGCGUAAAAAAUCGUUGUUUGUUGCAUAUGAAAAAAUAAUCCAUUAUAUUGACAAAAUGUUCAACAAUUUCAAUAUUUACUACAAAUAUACAUGGAAAUAAGCACGCCUAUUUAUUGAUGAAUAAUCAUUUUUUGACUAAAAUCACUUGUAUUUGAAUAUAAACGCGCUUUAUUUAUUAUUUAACAAAUACUUGCUGGAAUUUAUGAAAGUUUGCCCGGUUAUUCAGGCUUUAGUUUUCCUAUAGUUUAUUUAUUCAUGCCAAUAUCAAUAAAGAGAAUCCAUCUGAAUUUUGCAUAUAAUAAAAGCGUAUGUACAUUAUUAUAGAGAUAAUAUAAACGCAACUGAGUUAUGGUUCAAUCUGUAAAUAUUUAUUGGAAAGUAUUGGCCAAAAUCUUCUAAUUUUCCCAUGUGAUGUUCGACAAACCUUAUUACCCCAUACCGGUAGAUAAGCAUUGUAAAAACCAAAAAAAUUAUCUGUAAAUGUCCUUUAACCUCCUUCUAAGAAGCUGUAUAUCAUCAAAAGAUACCAUUAAAAUGAGAGUAAGACUUUGGAUUGCACUAUUAACAGUUCUUUUCGUUUUAAUAUAUGUAUUGUUAAAAUAUGUUAGAAAU